AUGAACAAAUAUGGAAAUAUAACAUAUACAAUUGGAAUAUGGUCAGGAUUUGAUCAAACUGACCGUCUAGUUGCGCAAGCCAGGUCUUGGUUUCGGAGCUUUUCGGAUGUAUUAGUCUUUACAGAAAUGACACAUCCAUGGGAUUCUGAUAAGAUUAAACGAGAAGCCUUACCAUGCAAUGUCACCAUUAUAGACUUAGGCUUUGGCUACGGACGAUCUGUUCGUCGUGCUGGCUAUUUUUCAGGUAGACUCGAAGCCCAGUUUAGAUUUCUUCCUGGUAUGCAAGCCGCUUACGAAAGAUUUCCAAAUGCAAGCUUUUAUGUAUUUGGAGAUGAUGAUACUUAUUUUUUUAAACCUUCAUUGAUCAAAUUACUCAAUUCUUCAAAUCCUAAUAUAUCAAAAGCAUACGGUCGAUCAUAUUGUUCUUCAGAUAUCACUAAAUUAAUGAAACCAUCACCUAAUUACUGGAGUUGCCGCCAUUUCUUACAAGGAGGAGCAGGUGUUGUAUUUACUAACAAUCUAUUUGAAAGAAUAGGACCAAAACUUAUUAAUUGCUCAGAGAAGUUCAAUUCUCCAUAUUUUGUUGCUUCAAUGCGUUUUGCACUUUGUGCUGCUAGGUAUAUCGGCUCAGACGAAUGGGAGCAUCGUAUCGCUGAUAAUAUGCAGAAUGUUUUUCACAGCGAAAUUCCUGAUUUAGAAGUUCCGAAAUAUGGACUUUCUGAACCACCAAUUACAUUUCACAAGAUGACAAAAGCAACAUUCGAUGAAACAUUUAAAGCGCGUUAUGUCAAAUACAAAAUCAAGCGGAAAAAAUUUUUAGCGGAUUUAGGCGAGAUUACAUAUACGUCCCAAGAUAUUUAUAUGCUGAAUAACAAUUACAGGCUAAGUUAUAGACCAGGAAUGAGUAUUUAUGUUCCAUACACUGGAGAAAUGUUUAAUCGAACAUCCAAGUGGAAACCAAUAAUAGAAAACAUCAGCUUAGUAGGAGCUGAACAGAGAUACGGAAAAUUUACUGUUAGACUACUUUUUGAUGAAAAUAUAUCUUUUGGAAAAAUAAUUCCUCAUUCUAAUUAUCCGAGAAAUAAUAUAUUCAUAUAUAAAAUGCAGAAACCAGAAAUAAUACCCCUUAAUUAG
This is a messenger RNA of Trichomonas vaginalis G3, 1134 nucleotides long. RefSeq names its product glycosyltransferase family 31 protein family. Gene Ontology annotation, molecular function: glycosyltransferase activity. Lineage: Eukaryota; Parabasalia; Trichomonadida; Trichomonadidae. The record is from RefSeq and is a predicted model, not a curated record. The transcript has a single exon. Bases 1 to 1134 code for a protein of 377 amino acids. Gene Ontology annotation, cellular component: membrane.